Messenger RNA from Linum tenue, 288 nucleotides. Lineage: Eukaryota; Viridiplantae; Streptophyta; Magnoliopsida; Malpighiales; Linaceae. The record is from the annotation of a GenBank genome assembly.
AUGCCGACAAUACAAGGUCUCCCGGCGGACCUAAUAGCGGCCACGCUCUGCCGUCUGCCGGUGAAGUCACUGCUUCGCGUCCGUUGCCUCUCCAAGUCAUGGUGCUCCGAAAUAGACAAUUCCUCUUUCGCCCAAAUCCAUCUCCGACACUCCAAGGAAGCCUCCUCCAACCUCAGUCUCGUCCUCAAUGAAACAUAUCUGUAUUUUGUGAACCUCGAAUGUCUGAACGCCGCCGUGAAACUGGAACACCCCCUCGAAGCUCAGAAUUCGGAUCCUCGGCUGCUGUAA